GACUUCUAAACAGUUAAAUGAAACAUCAUUGUGCGGGGGUCUGGAGGUAAUUAUUUACAUAACUUACACACAAGUGUUUAUAUAAGAAAGGAAAACAGUUCACAAGAAGAGCUCAAGCUCUGUACAGAGCUCUGAUGGCCUGACGCUUUGUCUGGACUCGAUGUGUGCGCACGGAUCUCGCGCCCUGAGUGGCCCAAGCGGCUGUAUAUUUUAAUAGUUAAGACCUACCUGUGACUCCUUUGACAGAAUCAGGUAUACAAUGUCACCUGUUUAUAUACAUAUAUGUUGUGAACCAAGCUGCUCCUCCUAACCGCGGUCAAUGUAUCAGUGAUUUUUUUUGGCCAGUGAGGAAGGUACAUUUAACAAAAUUCAGUUAUGGCGGCUACACCCAUUUCCCCACGGGCUCAGGACCGACAAAAAGCUAGAUUGGCGAAAUUGGAAGAAAAGUGGAGCGUUCUGUUUAACCAGAAAACAAGAGCUCCAAUUUACAGCGUGGACAUGUACAUUGAUAAUCUACAUCAGUGUUGUGACGGCAAGAAGAACAGGUUGCUGUCUAGCAGUGGCCACAGCAACCUCAGCAACGGAAACAGCAAUGGCAGCAGCAUCUGUAGCACUAAUCCUACCGCCAACCUUGAAGUAUCUCAUCUCCUUCAGAAACUAAGACUCGACCUGAAAAUGUCAUACCAAUGGUUUAUUGAAGAUUUCUGUAAGAGAGAGAACAAUGGUCUAACCUUAUUGCUGAACUUGCUACGAAACAUUCAGAAGAUCGCAAAAGAAAUGAAUUCUGUUCCAUCAAAAGAAAAAGCACAGACCCGGAAACGGUUACUGUCGGAAGAACUGGACUGUUUGGUGUGCGUCAAAUUUUGUCUCCGUGCGCAGAUUGCAAGCAAAGUCUUGUUGGACUCGACUUACGGGCUGGAAAGCGUGGCUUCGGCGUUAAUGAGUUCCUUCACGAAGUCAAGAAUUGCUGCUCUAGAGAUAAUGAGCUUGAUACUGAGGGAACCUGGGGGAUUCAAUAGAAACGUCGACUGCUUCACGUACUUCCGUCUCAAGAACUGCGAGCCUGUGCGAUUCAAAUUCCUCGUCAGCAUGCUGAUGUCAAGAUCUGACGGUUCCCUGUCUUUUCAGGUGUGUUGUAUGAGGUAUUUGAAUUCCUUAAUUACGUUUGCUCCCAAUUCCAACAUCAAAGUCUUUCUCCAGACUGAGUUGGAAAUGGCGGGAGUGGAUCCAAAUGUUCUACUAAUGAUGAUAGAAGACAACAAACUGCCGGAAAAAGAUGAUCUCAUCCGAGAGAUCCUGGACUUCCAAAACAGCCAAAUCGAUGUCGACACUGUCUUGGAAACCAACAAAGCACUGCACGAGAAGAUUACAACACUGAGAAAUCAAGUUAAGCUGUCGCAGGCAGAAAAACAGACGUCCAGUAAAACGAAACCGGCACCACCCCCACCCCCACCACCACCACCGCCUCCACUUCCUGUUACCAACCAGCUUCGUACUGCACCUGCGCAGAUGACGACGGAAACGCAACAUAACCCUAAUGUAACUGUGAAUGUUGAUGUACAUGUACAAAGUGUUCAAAACGAAAAUUCAGCCUUGCAGCGUCUUACGAACUGUCUUCAAGAAUUAAAAACGAUACAUGACAACGAAAACACACGACAAGAUAUUAACGAGUGCAAUAACAAUGAGGUCACGUGUAAGGAUGAGAAAGUUCCUUUUUCUCCAAGAGCCAAAUUGCCAUAUUUGAACUGGACUGUGAUAGGCGAUGUUGAAAAUACUAUGUUUAAGCAUCUAAAUUAUGAAAGAGUUCUUCAAGAGAUAGAAUUGUUUGAACUUGAAGAAAGUUUUAAGAUCGGACAGGAACAGAAACAAGAUUGUCCAAAACCGCUAAGAGAAAAAUCUAGAAAAUCGAAAAUUCGAUUUAUGGAGCCAUCCAGAGCUAAAAACCUUUCCAUCUUACAGAAGAAGAUCGGGCGCUCUCCUUUGGUAAUCAAGGAGUAUAUAGAGGAGUACGAUGUUGAUGCUCUGUUAUCCGACAAUGCGGAGUUACUUCUCAAGUUCAUUCCGACAGAGACUGAGAUGAGGACGAUAAUGGAAUUAGACUUUCAGUUGGAAGAUUUAGAUGAAGCAGAGCAAAUGCUGGUGCAAUUGAUGUCCAUCGCUAGGCUAGAGGAUCGGCUCCGUCUGAUGAUCUUUAUGGACAGUUUCCCACGUGUAGCUGACACACUUUUACCUCCAAUCGCUGAUUUAAUGAAGAAGUCCACUUGCUUACUUAGAUGUACAAAGUUGCAGAAAAUUUUCGAGAUCAUUCUGGCCGUGGGAAAUUUCAUCAAUGGUAACAGGAAGCAAGCCUGUGGAUUCCGAGUUUCGUCACUUCCGCUGUUAGAACAAAUUCGAUCCGGGGAUCGAUCCUUGAACCUUCUGGAGUACAUCGCAGAACUAGUUGUACGUCACUACUAUGAUGUUCAUGAUUGGUAUGACGACCUUGACAUUCUCAACACUAGUUCAGUCUCUUUUCAGUCUUUGCUGGCAUCAGUCAAGGAGAUGGAUUUUGCCAUGUCUACUUUACAGCGAGAGAUAACAGAAACAAACUGCCAACGACUUAUUGUAUUCCACGAAGAAAUGUCAACGAAAUGUUGUAAAAUUCAGAAGGAAUUCCGUGAAAUGGAAUCAGUAUAUAGAUCAUUGUGUACCAUGUUCGGGGAAAAUGCUUCAGAUUUGGACUCGCAGGAAUUUUUCAAACUAAUACAUAAUUUUGCCGAAUCGUACAGGAUGUCUGAUAAACAGUUGAAUAGACAGCGAUGGAGAAUGGGAAUUACUCUAACAAAAGCAAAACAGGACAAACCCGCCACAUCGGAAAAGGAACUUGAGACGCGUUCUCCGAGGUUUACCCAUAUUGAUUCUGCCCCAGUGCGGUCGCCGGGUUAUCAUCACACAGAAAACCGACAAGAACAGGCCUUUACGUUUGAAAAUGACAUUGCUGAGAAGGAAAUAGUGACACUGAGUGAACAGAGUAUAGAAGACUGGGUUGUAAAUAGUCCACCUCCUUCAGCAUGUACGGACGUAUUACGAGAAGAAUCGUUCGCAAGAAUACACAACCUGGAUCAACCAAAAGAGGAAAUGGACAGUAUCUUUGAUUACGAGACCGAAAGUGAGGAUAGUGCGUUUGUUGGGUCUGAAGGACAAUAUCUCCGGUCUUCAAGCAAUAGAAAAUUCACCUUUGAUAAUGGUGUCUUACAUCAUGAAUACCGCUCCAAUUUUCUCCGGAAACCGAGUCCUCCACCAGAACCAUUUCCGGACUACUCGGUUUGUGGGACAUUCCGAUUUGAUGACGAAGUUGAUAAGGUGUUGAGUGAUUUCGAGGGAAAAUUGAACGAAUACUGCACGAUAGCCAGUGUCCCUGUAUACAAAGGGUACCUGGAUAUGAGAUCAGAGAUUUACAUUUAAGGAAACAAGAAACGGCUAUUUUUCAACUACUUGUAUAAAAUUUGCUUUUUUAUAAUAUAUUUUUGUGCAAUGAAUUUCACACGGCUGUGCAAUAUUUCCCUAUGAUAUUAAUAAUAUUUACCAAUAUAAAUAUUAAAUGUGUAUGUGUAUAUACAUAUAUGUGUAUGUUCUGUGCCUAAUAUAUGUACAUUACUAUGAUUUGUUAGUCGCCUAUUAUUUAAAUUAUGUCAUAAAACUCGGAUGGCUA
Messenger RNA from Magallana angulata, 3691 nucleotides. Its product is annotated as formin-like protein 1. Gene Ontology annotation, cellular component: cytosol. Gene Ontology annotation, biological process: regulation of cell shape; cell migration; cortical actin cytoskeleton organization. Gene Ontology annotation, molecular function: actin filament binding; small GTPase binding. The transcript has 23 exons. Lineage: Eukaryota; Metazoa; Mollusca; Bivalvia; Ostreida; Ostreidae. The record is from RefSeq and is a predicted model, not a curated record. The coding region runs from base 376 to 3444 and encodes 1022 amino acids.